This is a messenger RNA of Eimeria necatrix, 981 nucleotides long. RefSeq names its product pyruvate dehydrogenase E1 beta subunit, putative. Gene Ontology annotation, molecular function: catalytic activity. The annotation marks the transcript as partial. The record is from RefSeq and is a predicted model, not a curated record. NCBI's taxonomy places the organism in Eukaryota, Apicomplexa, Conoidasida, Eucoccidiorida, Eimeriidae. The transcript is spliced from 4 exons.
GCGGUGCCGGGCUUGAAGUUGGUGGCGUGCAGCACUCCUUUCAACGCGCGUGGUUUGCUAAAAUCCGCAAUUAGAGAAGACAACCCUGUGGUGUUUUUCGAACACGUUUUGAAUUAUUCCAACUCCGAUUUAAUUCCUCUAAACCCUUACACUUUGUCUUUGGAAAAAGCGGAGAAAGUUGCUGCUGGGGAGGACUUGACGGUGCUGUGUUACGGCCGGCUGCGGCAGGUUGCUGCUGCUGCGCUGCAGCAGCUGCAGCAGCUCGGCGUAAACCCUGAUUUGGUGGAUUUGAUCUCCCUCAAACCCUUGGACCUCCAAACCAUCAGAGCCUCCCUCAAAACCACCAAACGAAAGAGCAACAGCAGCAGCAGGGACUCAUUUGCUGCUGCCGUUGAAGCAGCAACGGCAACAGCAGCAGCAGCUCCAAAUGGAAGAAAGCAGCAGCAGCCUCAGCAGCAGCAGCAGCAGCAGCAGCAGCAGCAGCAGUGGAAACUUGUCGAGCUGAGAGCUAUCUUUGUCGAGUUUGCUGAGGUGCCUGGGCAGCCGCAGCAGCAGCAGCAGCUGCAACAGCAGCAGCAGCUGCAGAAGCAUCAGCAGCAGCCGCAACAGCAGCUGCAGCGGCCGCAACAGCAGCAGCUGAAGGAGCCGCAGCAGCAGCAGCAGCGGCAGCAGCAGCAGCAGCAGCAGCAGCAGCACAGGCAAGGAAGAGUUGUUUCUUGUGGAGAGCUUUGCGGCUUGGGAUCCGCGGACUCGCUUACACAGACUUAUUUGAACCCUACAGCCUGGCCACCAGCAGCUGCAGCAGCAGCAGCUGCAGCAGCAGAAGCUGCAGCUGCUGCAGCAGCAGCUGCAGCAGCAGAAGCUGCAGCUGCUGCAGCAGCUGCUGCACCAGCUCCUGCAGCAGCAGCUGCAGCAGCACGGGCGAGCAACUCUUGCUUCUUGUUUGUCUGCACGCUCUCUUUGGGAAGUUCUGCUAGCUAG